Messenger RNA from Glossina fuscipes, 1912 nucleotides. RefSeq names its product protein phosphatase inhibitor 2 (gene I-2). The transcript is spliced from 6 exons. Gene Ontology annotation, molecular function: protein phosphatase inhibitor activity. Gene Ontology annotation, biological process: regulation of signal transduction. The record is from RefSeq and is a predicted model, not a curated record. Bases 582 to 1310 code for a protein of 242 amino acids. NCBI's taxonomy places the organism in Eukaryota, Metazoa, Arthropoda, Insecta, Diptera, Glossinidae.
AUAGCAAUAGACUGGCAUCUCUAAAGGGAGUUGUUAUUUCGUUUUCGAACGGCAGAGGAAAAAACUUAAAGAAAAUCAUUAUAAAUAUUCGUCGCCCAAGUAUAUUUUUAGAAUUAAGAAUACAUUUUGGGAAGAAAGACAAUAAAUUUGGGAAGAAAAUUAAAAAUCUAAAAGCAAAAUAUUGUAUUAAUUUGUUAUAGUAUUAUUGGAUUUGAUAAAGUAACAAAAUCAAAGAAAAGUGGACCAAUUAUUUUUGUGCUCCAUAAGGAUUGAAAUCAUGAAAGAAGGAUUUCUGUUGACAAGUGCCGCUUAAAUCCCCUUGGAGUCGCGUUUUUAUAAUACCAUAUUCAACUUUUUUGUGUGUUUCUCGGAAAGACAAAUUUAGCCCAUUGUAAUAAUUGGUAAAUUAUUAAAGUACAUAUAAUAGUGCUUAAGCAGGAGUUACAAGUUAUUGGAACGUUUCAACGCCUUCUAUAGGAGAAAGAAAUUUUUUUGGGGCUGUCUUUAGCUUGCAUUUCCCAGGACGCGACCUGUGGAUAAUUAACUUUUCUUAAUUUUCCAAAAACACGAGCCUCUACAGUAUGCAGAAUGUUUCGAACGGUAACAAUGAUGAAUCCAGCACUGGAGCUGGCGGCAAUGGUAAAAGACCUAAAAAAGGCAUAUUAAAAACUUCCAGUAGUUUUGAUCGUACCGGUGCCAGUUGCCGUAAGAGCGCAAAAUUCGAUGAAUUAAAUGUAUUGCAAACCUUCCACCCGUCAGAUAAGGAUUAUGGGCAUAUGAAAAUUGAUGAACCAAAAACCCCAUAUAAUUAUAUCGACCCAGAUCCGCAGCGUGAUCAGCUAGAUGCCGAAUUAUUAGCCGAAAAAUUACGUAUAGCCGCCAAUACGCAAACGCCAUCGUUUGGCGAUGAUGAUGUUUCCGAUGACGAAUUUGAAGAAACUACUGAAGAAAAAGCACGCCGUAUGGAAUUUGAACGUCGUCGUAAAGAGCAUUAUAAAGAAUUCGAAGCAGUUAAAUUAGCUCGGAAGUUGAUAGAGGAAGAACUUGCUGAUGUUGAUGACGACGAAGAUAGUCCAGAAAUUUCGGUUGUCGAUACAGAGAAAUCCAUAUCAAUUUUAUCGGAAUAUGAGUGUGAAGAAGAAGGAAAGUUACCAUCGGAAGUAGCGCCUGUUAUUUCAGGAGUUGCUUCUACUAGAUUAGAAUCGUCGGAUUCAAUAACUCAAAUUGCUUCAGCGCAUUCACUAAAUCGACAAAUGGAUGUGGACCAACCUUUGCCUACGUAUCAUCCCUGCCAUGGCAGAGAGCACUAAAUGAAUUAAUUGUGUGUAUGUAAUCAUCAGUUAAUCUUAAACUCAAGAAAAUGUUUGUGAAAUUAUCAAUUCAAACCAACGUGAUUCUGACUUAAACUCAAUUAGAAAUGGAGAAUUAAUUGACUAAUUUGGUUUUUUUUUUUCUUAAAGAAACUCACGUCCGUUAACAUUGUUGUAUAUGUUAAAUCAAUGGCAAUUAAAUCAUUAGAACUGCGUUUGUGUUUACAGAUAAAUAAAAGGUUUUAUUUCUUCUGCUUCAUGCGAUACGGUGCCACCUAUCUAUACAUAAAAUAUAUUUCCAUUCUUUAAAAAAAUAAAAAAUGUUGAAUGAAUUAAUACUUUUAUUUAUUUAUUUUUUUUCCUGUGAACCUUUCCAAGUUAAACAUUUAGGAAUAAGGCUACUACGAAACAAACGAUACUUUUUUGCAUUUUUUAUCAAAAACUAAAAAGAAAUUAUUUUCUUCCAUAAUUUUUAACUUUAAUAUAAUUUUUUUUCUUUUUAAUUUGCUUGUAGUAUUAACAGCAAUGACAAAAGACACAAAUUGAAAAAAGUAGAAAAACUAAAUCAUUCAUUCUCGCGAUAUGAGUUAGAAAUUGUGUUA